Molecule: messenger RNA, 5599 nt
Organism: Manis javanica (Malayan pangolin)
Lineage: Eukaryota; Metazoa; Chordata; Mammalia; Pholidota; Manidae
Gene: DCSTAMP
Product: dendrocyte expressed seven transmembrane protein
Cellular component (GO): endoplasmic reticulum membrane; cell surface
Source: RefSeq, a predicted model, not a curated record
AGUGCCUAAAACAUAAGAGGUAAUUAAUCCCUGUUAGUGUAUCAAUUAGUCAAACAAUGGCUUGGGGUCAAAUUUGAAGCUGAGACAAAUGGGGAUGCAUCUGGGAGGAGCAGCAGCACUGCGGCUGGCUCUGGGGCUCGCGUCCUGCCUGCUACCCUCCUGCUGGCUGCUGACUGCUCAGGUCUUGCUGCCAGGCCUCGAGGAGGCUCUGACUCAGGCUGGCAAUGCUGGGAAGGCUCAGGAGCACUGAUGCCCUUUGGUGAUUUCUGGGGGUCAGAGUUGGGGGUUGGUGCGUGGAGCACCACCAACCUUCAGAGCAGCCUGAGAUUCCGAAAGGAAGCAAGCUUGCAAGAAAAAAGCUGCAUCCUUUUUUAGGUUCUAACGGCCAUUUCAAUCCCCUUUUUUCCGCCAUUUCAAUCCCCUUUUUUCCUGAGAGAGUGAGAACACCCUUUUAUGAGGGGUCUUGAAUCUCUGAUAAGGCCAGUCCCAUAUAGAAAUGACCCUUCUUCAACACUUAAUCUCUCCCCAUAUCUCUUUUCUGCGUGAGCAUUUGCCUUCAGAUCACGUGGUAGGAACUGCAAGCCCCCCUAUAUUAUUGCAGGAGAAAAUCCCACACGUUUGUUCCUAACCUGCCAAUGUCUCCAUCCCAUUUCUGUCUGUCAUGACCCUCAUUCAGCCUCAACACAGAGAGAGAAUUCGGUUACUCAGUUCACACCCUCUAGCCAAUGCCUAGACACCCCUCGUACACUCUCAGUGUAAUGCAUGGUUCCAACAGUAUUAAGCUACUGCAAAAAUCCAGUCCCCUCAUAUUCAAUGUGAGAAGGGAUUUAUUUGAGGAUGUUUAAAAACUGAUCAAUGUCUUUAUUAAAGUACCAUAUAUAUGGUAUAAUGCUUGCAUAUAUAUGGUAUACUCAAUGCACACAUAUGGUAUAAUUAGAUGCAUGCAUAUAUACGGUACAAUAGGAUAUAUCAUGUCAAUCAAGAGAGAAAUGUCUCAAAUUGAUUUUAUAUCAGUCCAAAUGAACCCAAGGUUCUCUGAGUUCAUCACAGACUCGGCAUGACUGACAGGGCAGUAGCAGCCUCAUAGAACCUUCAUUUGAAUUACGCCUGAUAUGGGAGAAAAAAUAUGAUUAACUCAGUGACAAAAUAUUCUUGUUUUCCUUGUAAGAUUCUCCAGCGGCAACUCCCCUCAGAGGGGAGGGGCAGGGGGAGAGGGAGUGGAAGAUGCAACAGUCACAGAGCAGACCCAGUGGCCUCAGGGCACCACCACACUGAAGCUCAGAUGCCCUUGGUGUUCUUUCUGGUCAUAAAACUGGAGCACAAGAAAAUAGAUGACUAUCAAAAAGCAAUCUUACAUAAUACAGUUAAUUGACAGUUUAGCCUAUCCAUCAGCAUAGGGUUUAUUUCAACUUUUAAGACCCCUGAGGCGGUAUGGCUGCUUUUAUCAUUAACAAUCACUGCCUAACAAAUCACAGAAUUCAGUGGCUUAAAAUAAAUAACUAUCUAUUAUCACUAAAGUGUGUGUUCUCAGCUGGUGGGCUGGCUGGGGACUGGCUGGUCUAGGCGAUGGCAUCCUUCGCCCGUCUGCCAGGUAGCUGGCUAUCGGCUGAGUUGGUGGGAUUGACUGGUCGUGUGCCUGUUGUCAUGAAGCAGCCCCACCUGGCGCGACAGGCCGAGUAAUGCCCACCUCCACGAAAUGUCCAUGCCCUAACGCGCAGAACCUGUGAAUGUGUUACCUUACGUGGCAAAAGGGACUCUAUAUGUGUGUGAUUAAGUUAAGGAUCCAUAGAUGGGGAGAUUAUUCUGGAUUAUCUGGAGGGGUAGCCCAAUAUAAUCACAGGGGUCCUUAUAAAAAGGAAGCAGGAGGGUCAGAGCCAUAAAGAGAAGAGAGCAGACAGAGAGAAAAGAAGAUGCAAUGCUCCUGGCUUUGGCAGGGAGCAGAGCCCCCAAGCCAAGGGAACGGGCAGCCUCUUGACCUGGGAAAGGCAAGGAAAUGGAUUCUCCCCUGGAGCCUCCAGAACUGUAAGAGAGAAACAUGUGUUUUCAUAAGCCACUAAGCUUGUAACUUGCUAUAGCCUCAGUAGGAGACUAAUACACCUGGACUUGUUAAAAAAGUUAGCAGCAGGGCUCUGAGAGAGAAGCAGGAGUGAAUCAUAGACUCAGGAUGGGCCUGCAGCCACUUCCGCCAUACUUGGCCAUUCUAUUGGCCAAAGACAUCACAAGGCCAUUCCAAAUGCAAGGGUCAGAGAAAUAGACUCACCUCUUGAUGGACUCUGUUUCUCUCACUUCUUGAUGAGAGAAGCUGUAAAGUCACCUUGAAGGCAUAUGGAGAUAGAGAGGGGUAAAGAAUUAUGGCUAUUUUUGGCAAUCAAUCCACCACCAGGCCCUUUACAAAGUGAUAGAGGACAUUCAAAGGCAACAGUUGAACAUGGUUUCCCUUUCAUUUACAGGGAAAUAGGAAGCAUGGGUGUCUGGAGCUCAGGCACUGAUAUAAUCCUAAGUCUUUGGGGGACUUAUGUGGCUCCCAGAAGCCGAGGAUGGAGGGACCUCCUCCAGCAUUUGGGAGUUUGCUGCUGUAUGGCUUUCACUUCCGUGGGCCUCCUCUCUGUGGUCUCCCACUGGCUUCUGUCCUCAUUUGGGGUCCUUGCCGCCUCCUGGAUGAUCAUGUGCACUCUGCUGUGCUGCUCCAGGCACGCCCGGUGCUUUGUGCUCCUCUUCGUCCUCUCCUGUGGCUUGCGUGAAGGCCGGGGUGCUUUGAUUGCAGCUGGCAUGGGGAUGGUCAUCUUUGGACAUGUGGAAAAUAUUUUUCACAACUUUAAAGUUCUCCUGGACAGUAUGACUUGCAACCUAAGGGCAAAGAGCUUUUCCAUAUAUUUUCCACUUUUGAAAAAAUAUAUUGAAGCAAUUCAGUGGAUUUAUGGCCUUGCCACACACGUAAGUCUAUUUGAUGACCUUGUUUCUUGGAACCAGACUCUGGCAGUGUCUCUUUCCAGUCCCAGCCAGGCCCUGGAGGCACAGCUAAAUGACACCAAAGGCAGAGUUCUGGGUGUCUUGUACAGGAUGGUGACGGCAAGUGAGGUGUUGUCUUCCCUGGGCCAGCAGCUCCUUGCCCUCACGGGGCUUUUCCUGGCGCUACUUGGCACUGGCCUCUUCAUGAAGCGAUUUCUGGACCCUUGUGGUUGGAAGUUUGAAAACAUCUACAUCACCAGACAAUUUGUUAGGUUCGAUGAAAGGGAGAGGCAUCACCAGAGGCCCUGUGUCCUCCCGCUAAACAGGACGGAAAGGAAGAAGUAUGUCAUCAUCCCGUCGUUCUGGCUGACUCCUGGAGAAAGGAAGAACCUGGGGCUGUUUUUCCUCCCCAUACUUAUCCAUCUCUACCUCUGGGUGCUGUUCGCAGCCAUAGAUUACCUGCUGUACUGGCUCAUUUUCUCAGUGAGCAAACAUUUCCAAAGCUUACCAGGGCUUGAGGUUCACCUGACACUGCACAGAGAGGAGCAAGGAACUCAGGACAUCAUUCAUGAUUCUUCCUUUAAUAUAUCUCUGUUUGAACCCAACUGCCUCCCUAAACCAAAGCUCCUUCUGUCUAAGAUCUGGAUUCCUCUCAGUAUUAUUCUUGUGAUGCUAGUCUUGCUAGGACUGUUGGCCUCCAUCCUGACGCAACUUAAAAUCCUGGUAUCAGCAUCCUUCUACCCUAGCGUGCAGAGCAAGCGUAUCCAAUACUUACAUGCAAAGCUACUGAAGAAAAGAUCAAAGCAGCCAGUGGGAGAAGUAAAAAGGAAAUUGAGUCUGUACUUUACAAAGAUUGAUUUCUGGUUUCCAGUCCUGAAAAUGGUGAGGAAGAAACAAAGGGGCUUUGAGGGUGAAGGGGAUCCUUGAAGGAGCCCGAGUCGCCCCUUGGCUGCCCUGCCCCAGCAGAACCUCCUCGGGUCCACUCACGGGGAGGGUGGGGGUGGGGCCUCUAUCCCCACCCAGCAAUGGAGGAUGUAGUGCACGGACGUGUGGGAUUUGAGCCUGCAGAGCCAAACUGUUUUUCUUCAUAAGGCCAGAUCUACCUGUGUCAGUGGUAAAUGGUUAUGUUGUCUGUCUUCUGUACAAGGCGCAUGCUCGGGACCGUGUCACAGUGUAACAGGAUUAUAAACAGGCCCUUUGAGGACGAGUCACAGCAUAGACUGCUACUCAAAGAAGGAAAAACAGGAAAAAAUAUAUAUAAAAAAUCAAAACCUUAUUGCAGACUCACAGGAAAAUGGCAAAAAGAACAUAUAUGCAUAAUGCCAGUAAAAUAUCUUUAAACUCCCUGUCCCUUCUCUGCCCUUCCUAAUAUCUCCAUAGUGACUCCCUACCCCCCACAACUGUCUCUCUUCCUCGCCCCUUAAUUCAAAAGCCAAUAACUCUUUCUGAAACCCACCACCAGCAGCUCCUAACUUCCUCUCACCACCCCCUCUGCUCCUACCCUCUACUUUCCUGGAUCACUUCUGCUUUUUCCUCUUCUACCAAAUCCUCUAUCUGGUGGUUAUGACGAGGUUACCUAGGAACCACAUGGGUACAGUCAUAUGAAAUGCUUGUUUAAAAGCACAUCUUGGGCCCCUUUUCCCUCUGCUCAAUAUAUACUAUACAGUACAGGGGCCUAUUUUCCCUAUACUCCAAGUACUUAGGAGGGAGAAAAACCUCCUUGAAUAUUGAUUCUGUUAUCUCUCAAGUCCCAGAAGGAGAAAGAAAUAGACACAUUAAGUUUUUUAUAUUUUAGCUUUUCAUUUUGAAAAUUUUUCGGACUUACAAAAAAGUUACAAAAUAGUACAGAGUUCCAUUUACUCUUAUUCAUCAUCCCCAAAUAUUACCAUGUUACAUAACCAUAGCACAAUUAUUAAAACCAGGUAAAAAAAAAACCAGUGAAAAAUGCAUGAUCUACAGAGUUUAUUGACUCUUUGUCAAUUGUCCCACUAAUGUCCCUUUUCCAGUACUUAGUUCAAUCUAGACUCACACACUGCUUUUAAUUUUCAUAGUUCUUCAGUCCCAUCCAAUCAGGGACAGCUCUGCAGUCUUCUUUCAUGACCUUGACUCUUUUGAAGAGUCCUGGCCAGUUACUGUGUAAAAUGUCCUUUGAUUUGGGUUUGUCUGAUGUUUCCUGGUAAGUAAACCCAGAUAAUGUACAUUUGCAAGAAUACUACAGACUGUGCUCGGCUCAGUGUCCGUUUGGAUCGUGACGCUGAGGUCCCUCAUUACUGGUGAGGCUGCCUUACAUCACUGGGUUAAGAUGGGGUCUGUCAUGGUCUUUCACAGGAAAGUUACUAAGUUUCCCUUUGCAAUUAACUAGUAUAUUGUGGAGAAAUACUCUGAGACAAUGCAAACAUCUUGUUCGCCAUUAUUCAUUUACCCUCUAAUUUUAGCAUCCAUGGGUGCAAAACCAGGGAGGCCAAAUAGUGAUUUUCUAUUUUCAUAAUAUUUUCUAUAUUUCUGAAUUGGAAAUCUAUACUAUCCCCAGAAAGAAACAUUUUUUUUGAAGAGUAGGUAUUUUACAUGCAUGAUCGCAUUUGUGUUUUACAGCAACCCUGUUGGGGGUAGGUAUUAUUACCAUUUUAUAGAUCAGAAAACUCACCCUCAU